GUCUCCGUUUCCAUAGGCGGGCGUAGUGUGGAUUUUGGCAGUCAGAUUAUACUGAACUGACUUCCUGGUGCAUCAUAAAGAACAAAAGUAUUCUUUCAGGAAGCAAAAUAGGAAACUUGAGCCUACCAGCCCUCCUUUAGAAAAGAGACGACGGUCGGCGAAAGGCUGCAGCAGUGACGUUUCUGACCUUGAGAUGGCGAGCACUUUCUCUCCCGUCUCGUGGCUUUGACCCCUGACCUGAGCUCAGCACUCUUGACCUGCUGUGACCCGAGACUAUGAGGACCCGACCCGGCGAGGAUGAGUCACUUCCCCCUACGAGGCCCCGAGGUCGUGCGACAGCGCAGCGGGAGGAGCAGGUCGUCAGGAGCGAGCAGGGCGGCCCUCUCCUGUGGCGCGACCCUGCUCUGUGCGCUGGCCUGCUGCCUCGCGCCCGACCGAGCCCGCGCCGCCAUCACUAACUACAGAUCAUACUGCGGCGAGUCCGCCUACAGCCACCGGUACUACAUGCGGAUCGUGGGCGGCCGCCCCGUCGUGGCAGGCGAAUGGCCGUGGCAGGUCGCCCUCCAGCAGAAGGAUCCCUACAGCGGCAAGGGCCUUGGCCAGCACUGCGGAGGGACUCUCAUCCAUCCGUCGUGGAUCCUUACGGCUGCACACUGCAUCGUAGACCCCGUGUUCAAGUUCGCGCUGCCGCCGCCCUUCUGGAGCGUCCGCGUCGGGGAGGUGAGUCUGUCGGCCGAAACCCAUCGCCUGUACCCCGUGUCCAAGAUCAUUACGCAUAAGUUCUUCGACUCGGAGACGUGGGACAACGACAUCGCUCUGGUCAAGCUCCGGAAGCCCCUGGACCUGGAGGAGCACGCCGGCCUCGUCAACACCAUCUGCCUGCCGGCGCGCAACAUGUCCUUCAUCGGCCUGCAGUGCUCGGUCACCGGCUGGGGGAGGACCAAGGAGCAUGGCAGCAACUCCGACCUCCUGCAGACCAUCCGAGUGCCAGUCAUGAACAACAAGAAGUGCCAGCGCGCUUACCGGAAGGUCAACCCGGUCAGCAACGGCAUGAUAUGUGCUGGCUGGGAGGAGGGAGGGAUGGGGCCGUGCGUGGGCGACAGCGGCGGGCCCCUGCAGUGCCGCGAGCGCGGGGGGCCGUGGAUUCAGGCCGGCAUCACCUCCUGGGGCGUGGGGUGCGCCGCCCCCUCCUACCCGGGGGUGUACAUCAGGGUGUCAGAGUACCUCGACUGGAUCUACAAGCACCUCGAGAAGACUUAGAACGGAGCUCCAGUGUUUUAAAACCUUAAGUCAAGGUUGUUCUUGUUAUGUAUUAUUAUUAUCGUCUUCCUCACCAGUUUACUUAUUUGCUUUCUAAUUAAUUACUGUUCUUAUGUAAAUACAAAGCAUAAAUUAAUGAAUUAGUUAACCCAAAUUUCUCUGUACGGAAAGAAAUGCGAAAUGCAGUGAAAUUAAUUUUUACUUAAGCUACCGUUAGUUCCACAGAGGAUUACUUCGACCUUGGUUCAUUGGAAGGCAAAUGCGUGUUGCUCACUUCAGUAUACUGUCGGAGACUGACUGAAAUAUGGACAGACACUGAUGUUCAAGUUGUAACAUGAAAAGUAUGACAGCUGAUCAACCAUUUUCAUGUAUUAUUUUUUUCCAGUCAAAGAAACGACAAUAUCACCAAGUGUAAUAAAGAAUUUAAGUGGAAAAAAAAUCAAAAGUGACAAGUGACAUAUGACUUGAAAAAAUAGAAGACUAAAAUGCGCCUUCAGGAAAAGGUGUGCAUCAUUGCAUAUAAGAGAAUGCGCGAUGGUGUGUAGAGGAAAUUGUGAUAAAUUGAAAAAGAAAAUACCGGAGAAAUAGCUCGUUGAAGAUAUUUCUGAUUAAGUUAUGUGUACAUAUUUAUGAUUGUAUAGUAGCCAAAAAAUGGCUCAGAACAUGUGGAAAUUUGAUAUACUCACUUGAAGGUACGAAAAUUAUGUACUGUAUCUAUAGAUAUCUUUUAUAUAUUUGCCUUAUUCUUCGUAUAUUUCUAGCUGCCUACGCAUGUCUUCUUUAUUCUAGUAUACUUAUUAAGAAAAUCAAUGAGAAAUAUAUGAAUAAUCUAUCAAAUAUCUUCUGAAAUUUGAAUUAAAGGCAAAACGCAAUGUGAAGCAACCCAGUGAAUAUCUAAAUCUACACUUUGUGUAUUAGGUAUAUUAAAACAUUUGAGAAAAAUGUGAGACAAUUUAAAUGCUGAAUCAUAAGGGACAGCCUUCACAGAGAAAGGUGACUCUCUUAUAUCAAAAGAAUGAAACGUCAAAUUAAUCCUUAUUAAUACCAUUAGUUCGACAGCAUAAGUGAAUUUUACUUUAAAAAAUAGUAUUAAUAUGAUAGACAACAGAUGCCUUCAAAACAAAUGUACAGUACAUAAUUUGCGAUUUGUUUAUGACGCACAGCAUAGUCCAUCUGACGAGGAAGCAGACCACAGAAUCUCUUCUUGUCGUUUACCUCAGCCUUUGCCUUCCCUUGUGCGCGUGUACUUGCUACUCAGGAAGAAUUUGAAGGUCAGACGCGAUGAAUUCACAUUCACAUCCGUCGACUGUGGUAUUAUGUCUGACUCAUUCAUUGUUCUAGCAGUUCACGACGCUGUAAUACUUUGUGAGGUCAUUACUAAAACGCAUCCAUUUUCUGUUUUCAUCUUGCCUUUUGGUUAUCCAAACACUCAUAUGCUGUCCAGAGCAUUCUUCGCAUGAUGGUCUUAGCUAGAUUGCUACUCAUUUCGUUAUUUACGAAGACUUUAGAGUUAGUUACUUUUGGAUUUUUGCUGUAUUCACUUUGUAACUAAAAUUGAUCUAAAAUCAUUUUAUAUCAUUUGCUAAGACGUUUUGACUGAAGAACUUUAUUUUCAAACGUUUUCCCUUCCUCUCUCAUUCCCGUAUCGUAACCCCCUCUUUCUCUUCGAACAUACAUAUGAAUUAAUUAUGUCUUCCAACGAAAGGCGUCGAAGAGGACAAGAAACACGUCCCCUCGUUGCCGGAGGGUCGGCCGGAGGCGUCUCCUGGGUGUAGCGGCCGUGCCACAAGUGCCUGCCUGCUCCUCAUGUGCAUCGGUACAAGUGCAUGUAGUGCCAUCUGUCGGUGAUGGUUAGGUUAAUGAUUUUAUUUAUUGAUUUAGUGCUCUGAGCAGGGAAAACCAUCAGUGACGAAUGAUUGUUUCGUUGAGUCUUGGUAGUUCUGAGUCAGUCGAGGAUUCCCGCAGAUGGAAAAUCCGUUUGUUUGCUGCUGUUAUUGUUUUCAUAUUUACUAUUGCUGUUUUUGAUAGUAUUUUUGUUGUUAUUGUUUUUAAUUAUUAGUGUUAUCAUCAUACUUAGUAUUAUCAUUUCAAAUCCUACUUUUGUAACUUAAAAUUAGGUUGAUGUACCAUGUUAAACGCAAAGAUACUCCAUAGCCUUUAUCUAGCGAAGCUGUGAUACUCACAACUCUAUACUUUUGUGUAUUUAUUUAUUUUUCUAUUUAAUGUAGACAACAAUAUCUUCCCCUUCCGGUGAAUCUUAAAAAAGAUAACGAUCCAGAGUGGAUCAACAAUUUCACAAUUCGUGACAAGAAUCCCCACUUUGCUCUUACAGGCAUUAGUGUGUCGACGAUUCUGUUCCAAUUUCUGCUUUAAAUGAUGCCCUGGUUAUCUUUUUCGUGAUACACCGUAUUGACUGUGAUUUUGUUAUAACCUCGACGUGACCAGCACGUCUAUUGUAGAGAGUUCAAAUAUAUAUUUAAUAGGA
Penaeus indicus is the source of this 3745-nucleotide messenger RNA. RefSeq names its product mast cell tryptase-like. The record is from RefSeq and is a predicted model, not a curated record. Gene Ontology annotation, biological process: proteolysis. Gene Ontology annotation, molecular function: serine-type endopeptidase activity. The coding region runs from base 298 to 1260 and encodes 320 amino acids. Lineage: Eukaryota; Metazoa; Arthropoda; Malacostraca; Decapoda; Penaeidae. The transcript has 6 exons.